Messenger RNA from Hypanus sabinus (Atlantic stingray), 1921 nucleotides. RefSeq names its product polymeric immunoglobulin receptor-like. The record is from RefSeq and is a predicted model, not a curated record. NCBI's taxonomy places the organism in Eukaryota, Metazoa, Chordata, Chondrichthyes, Myliobatiformes, Dasyatidae.
GACAGGCAAGUGCUGCCCAGUCGGUCACUGUCAACAGAACAUGUGGAUUCCGAUUCUUCUCAUCUGUUCCCUGCCCGUUUCAGGUGCAUUGUGGGCAGAGAAAUAUGUAAGAGGAGUUGUGGGAAGAGCGAUCACAAUCGAUUGUCAAUAUGAAGCAAAGUACCGCUCAUACACAAAGUAUUGGUGCAAUGGAUGGACUCAUCAAUGUUCAGUUUUAGUGGAAACAAAAGGGCAACACAGACGGAGGGGACGAAUGUCAAUCACAGAUAACCCGGAACGGGGAAUAUUUACUGUUACUAUGGAGGAUCUUCACUCUGGAGAUAAAGGAUGGUACUGCUGUGGAAUUAUAACACCAAGCCGUCAACUGAGAUUUAGUGUACAUCUAGAAGUAUCUGAUGUCUCAGGUACAUUGAGGGCAGAGAAACAUGUAACAGGAGUUGUGAUAAGUGCAAUCGCAAUCAAUUGUCACUAUGAAGCAAAGUACCGCUCGCACACAAAGUAUUGGUGCCAUGGAUGGACUCGUCACCAUUCAGUUUUAGUGGAAACGAAUGAGCAACGCGGACGGAGUGGACGAGUGUCAAUCACAGAUAACCCAGAACGGGGAAUAUUUACUGUUACUAUGCAUGAUCUUAGCUCUGGAGAUACAGGAUGGUACAGCUGUGGAAUUACAUCAACAGAUCAUCCAAUGUUUGAUGUACAUUUACAAGUAUCUGAGGAACCUGUGUCUGUUCCUGUGCUUCGAUAUCUGUCACCAGCAAAUGUCUCACGUCUCAGGGGUUCACUAUCAGUGUCCUGUGAGUCCCUCCAGCGAUCCCUUCCCAUUCAGUACACUUGGAUAAAAAAAAACUCAUCUGAAGAUCAAAAGAUCUCAGACACUGAUGAACUGGUUCUUCCUGGUCAAUCUUUAAACCUCCAGGCCCAUAGCUAUUACUGCAGAGCCUUGAAUAGGCUUGGAAUAAAAUCCAGUGGAAUGUUACAUGAUAUGGGAAGUGGGACGCUAGCUGUUCUUUGCUCUGCUGGGCAUCUGGACUAUCGCUGUCACAUGGUUCGCGAGAGACAAAACGUUUCAGGUGCAUUGUGGGCAGAGAAAUAUGUAAAAGGAGUUGUGGGAAGAGCGAUCACAAUCGAUUGUCACUAUAGAGCAAAGUACCGCUGGCACGCAAAGUAUUGGUGCCAUGGAUGGACUAUCAGUUGUUCUGUUAUGGUGGAAACAAAAGGGCAACACGGACGGAGUGGACGAGUGUCAAUCACAGAUAAGUCGGUACAGGGAAUAUUUACUGUUACUAUGGAGGUUCUUCACUCUGGAGAUACAGGAUGGUACAGCUGUGGAAUUACAACACGAGAUUCUGAUCCAAUGUUUAAUGUACAUUUACAAGUAUCUAAUGAACCCCCGUCUGUUCCUAGGCUUCUUUUUUCACCACCAACAAAUGGCUCAAGUUGUGUGGACUCUGUGUCAGUGUCCUGCAAGUCUGUCCAUGGAUCCCUUCCCAUUCAGUACUCCUGGUAUGAAAAGACACCAUCUGUAGAUUCAAGUAUCUCUGACACCAACAAACUGGAUCUACAUUGCGAAUCCUUAAAAUACAACCAUCUGUAUUAUUGCAAAGCCUCAAAUGCUAUUGGAGAAAAUUCCAGUAAAAUGGUCAAUGUGUCCAUCUCCAACAGUGUCAGCACCUGCAGAUAUGUGAUUGAAGUCAAUGGCAUGGGGCCAAUUUAUAUCUGUGAAAAAACCGUAAAAGAAUCGAUGACAACUGAACAAAGCGAAGAAUCUUCAUCUGAUAAAAUUUACGUGAUAUGGAAAGUGGGACGCUGGCUGUUCUUUGCUCUGCUGGGGAUCUGGACUAUCGCUGUCACAUGGUUCACGAGAGACAAAAAGAGACAUGAUCAAUCAGAUCCUCACAGCCUAGUCCAUGAGAUAAAGUGA